Messenger RNA from Linepithema humile (Argentine ant), 1319 nucleotides. NCBI's taxonomy places the organism in Eukaryota, Metazoa, Arthropoda, Insecta, Hymenoptera, Formicidae. The record is from RefSeq and is a predicted model, not a curated record.
AAAGUACGUGAUCGCUAUCAGCUGCAUCAUCAACAAAGGAUUCAGCAAAGGACGCGAAGUCUUUUGGGUUAUUUUGAUGCCACUGAGUGCCGAUAAAUGUCAUCGGAGACUUUUAUUAGUUGAGAGUCGGAAAAUUUUACAAGUUAUUGGAGUCAAAAUCGAUAGAAAAGCCAAGAAUUUUGUGGACGUAAGAAAUCAAGAGCGCAAAAAACACUCGGAACACCGGAUGUCCGAUGAGAUGGAGAUGAUAAGAAACGCGGGUUAUCCUGCAGAGGCUCAUGUUGUACUGACGGAGGACGGGUAUUUUUUAACGAUACAUCGUAUUCCAGGUGGAAAAAAUUCUCCACUCGUGUUUCUGCAACACGGCCUUUUGUGCAGCUCCGCAGACUGGGUCGUAAUCGGCAAGAACAAAGCACUACCUUUCAAAUUGGCCGAUCAAGGAUAUGACGUUUGGUUGGGCAACUUCCGUGGUAACACCUACUCGAGGGCGCACAUUUCUCUGUCGCCGUCGGACCCGAAAUUCUGGGAUUUUAGCUUUGACGAAAUGGGCACGUAUGAUCUUCCCGCGAUGCUCUCAUAUAUCACGAAUCUGACGUCGGAACCAUUGCUUACGUACAUCGGUUAUUCGAUGGGCACGACCAGUUUUUACGUAAUGGCAAUAAAACGCCCGGAAAUCGCUAACAUGGUAAAAGUGAUGAUCAGCCUGGCGCCUGUAGUCUUUUUAGGCAAUACGACAAAUCCACUGCGACUUUUCAUUCCUUUUAGCUCCGAUGAGUAUCUGAUGAAAUUGGAAUGCGAUGGCGAUCUCUUUCAAAAACAGAUCUGCAGAAACAUAGUUUUACUGAUCUCCGGCUUCAGCACUGAACACAUCAAUUAUACGUUAUUGCCCAAGAUUCUAACUCAUUUUCCGUCCAGCACUUCAUUCAAUGCCGUGGCGCAUUUCGUUCAGGAAAUAAAAUCGGGCAAGUUCCGAGCAUACGAUUACGGUAGAGAAAAAAAUAUACAGAUCUACAACGCAACUGUACCACCUGAUUACGAUUUAUCGCGUAUCACAACGCCGAUUGCAUUGAUCCAUAGCGACAGCGAUUCGUUUGUCAAUGAAAAGGAUUUGAAGAUACUUCGUGGCUUGCUGACCAAUAUAGUGGAAGACUACAGGGUGCCGUUUCCCAAAUUUAAUCAUGUCGAUUUCUUGUAUGCCAAAAACGCACCUACGUUAGUGUAUAAAAAAGUGCUGGAAAUCAUGAAAAAGGAAGUAAAUUAUUAACGAAUUAUAAUGCCAGAAAAUCGUAAAUUUUGACGGAAAAUAGUUUCACUUACAA